CAUGAAUAUACGUAAACCUCCAAGAGAAGGUCUUCGUUCAAUUGAAAACAAAGAAAACCUCCCUGAUAAUUCAUCAAAACCUCCUCCAUCCAGAUUAACAAAUUAUAGACUCAACAAUCUUACUACCUACUUCAAAAUUAGAACUCCUAGUAGAGGAAGAGAAUUAGCUAAAUUUGAAGACAACUUUAACACUAAGAAUUCAAACAAUGAAUAACGAUAUCUAAGUACCAAAGAAAGUCAAUAAUGUAAUACAAUAACUAAUAACACUAAUCAACAAUAAUUAAGACUAUCUUCAAAAAUAUAAAGAAAGAGAAUCUAAGGCAAUCUUAGUGCUAAGGAUUCCACUAAUCAUUAAGAUUCUCUAUAUAAAUAAAUACCAUCUACUUGUGAUGAUAAAAUAUAUUCAAUUGGACCUAUAAUUGGAAAAGGUAGCUAUGCAAUAGUAAAAAUGGGAACUGAUCGUCAUGGUAAUAAAGUUGCUAUCAAAAUGUAUGAUAAGUCAUUACUCAAAGGUGAAAGAUUAAAUAAUCUUAUCAAAGAAAUUAAUACUCUCAGGAUUCUAUCUCAUGAUCAAAUUACUAAACUAUAUGAUGUCUAUCAUUAUACUACUUAUAUCAAUUUAGUUAUGGAAUAUUGUGGAACUGAAUCUCUAUAUCAAUUACUCAAAUCAACUUCAACAAGAACCAUACCGAAAGAAUAAGCACUUCAUAUUAUUCAUUAAUUACUUAAAAUAUUACAUUAUAUACAUGAUAGGAAUGUUUGUCAUAGAGAUAUUAAAUUAGAAAAUAUACUUAUACAAAAUAAACGAAUUAAACUAAUAGAUUUUGGUUUUAGUACAUUUACUAAUUAACCUAUUACUUGUCAUUGUGGUACACCUAGUUAUAUGGCACCUGAAGUUGUCUCUAAAUUGAAAUAUGAUGGAAGAGCAGCAGAUAUAUGGGCUACUGGUGUUCUGUUAGUUGCUCUCUUAUAAGGUAGUUUCCCAUUCAAAGGAGAGAAUGAAAGAGAAUUGUUUAAGAAAAUAAGAAAUAAUGAAUCUAAUAUAACAAAUCAAGAUCGUGAUAUCUUAAAAUUAUUGUCUCGUAUUUUUGUGGUUGAUCCAUAUCAAAGAGCUACAGCAAAAGAAGUAUUUAUUAUUAAUAUAUCAUUUAGUUAUUGUAAUUAGAUAUGUUUAAAAGUUGA
Paramecium primaurelia is the source of this 1182-nucleotide messenger RNA. The record is from the annotation of a GenBank genome assembly. NCBI's taxonomy places the organism in Eukaryota, Ciliophora, Oligohymenophorea, Peniculida, Parameciidae.